This is a messenger RNA of Lithohypha guttulata, 699 nucleotides long. Its product is annotated as bifunctional uridylate/adenylate kinase. Bases 1 to 699 code for a protein of 232 amino acids. The transcript has a single exon. Gene Ontology annotation, cellular component: cytoplasm; nucleus. Gene Ontology annotation, molecular function: ATP binding; UMP kinase activity. The record is from RefSeq and is a predicted model, not a curated record. NCBI's taxonomy places the organism in Eukaryota, Fungi, Ascomycota, Eurotiomycetes, Chaetothyriales, Trichomeriaceae. Gene Ontology annotation, biological process: 'de novo' pyrimidine nucleobase biosynthetic process; UDP biosynthetic process; CDP biosynthetic process.
AUGCCUGCUAUCCCUCAGAUAGACCCUAUUUCGGGCGCUGCUCCUGAGAUACAGCCAGACCUACCAAUCACUUCUGCCAAUAUAACUCCUGCUUUCGAUCCCAACGAAGUCACCGUAGUCUACAUUCUCGGUGGUCCGGGCUCUGGGAAAGGAACUCAGUCAGCCAACCUGGUACGAGAUUAUGGCUUCAAACACUUAUCAGCAGGAGACUUGCUACGAGAAGAACAGAACCGAGAAGGAAGCCAAUAUGGCGAUCUAAUCAAGAGCUAUAUCAAGGACGGGUUGAUUGUGCCGAUGGAAGUCACUGUCAAGCUGCUGGAAAAUUCCAUGCGUACAGCUCUUGAUUCGAAGGACAAACAGUCUCGCUUCCUGAUUGAUGGUUUUCCCAGAAAGAUGGACCAAGCUGUCUUCUUUGAGCAGAGUGUCUGUCCCUCCAAAUGUACUAUCUUUCUUGAUGCUCCUGAGGAUGUCAUGCUGGAGCGACUAUUAGAACGUGGCAAGACUAGUGGCAGAUCGGACGACAACGAAGAGAGUAUCAAGAAGAGAUUCAAGACCUUUAUCGAAACCAGCAUGCCAGUCGUUGAUAUGUUCCGACAAGAAGGCAAAGUUGUAAGUGUUUCUGCUCUGGGCUCUAUUGGAGAAAUUUAUACCAAACUUGUGGAAGAGCUUGCCAAAAGGGGUAUCAGUCCGACGAAAUAA